Panicum virgatum (switchgrass) is the source of this 964-nucleotide messenger RNA. RefSeq lists its product as uncharacterized. Bases 199 to 693 code for a protein of 164 amino acids. The transcript has a single exon. NCBI's taxonomy places the organism in Eukaryota, Viridiplantae, Streptophyta, Magnoliopsida, Poales, Poaceae. The record is from RefSeq and is a predicted model, not a curated record.
GUGUAUAGUUUUCAGAAUAAUAUACUACUCCAAGUUGUUCAACAGCUUCAUCUUAGCUUGUAUAUAAAAACCAGUGCCACCCAGCCAUGCCCAAGAGCCAAGGGGCAGCAGGCCAGCGAGCAAGCUCUCACUCCUCAGAGCGAGCAACCAAAUCAGCUGCAGAGCCUAGCAACUCCAGGUGCGGGCAAGGAAGCCAGCAUGGGCAACAGCCUGCGGUGCUGCCUGGCCUGCGUGCUCCCCUGCGGCUCCUUCGACGUGAUCAGGAUCGUCCACCUCAGCGGCCGCAUCGAGGAGUACACCCGCCCGGUCACCGCCGGCAAGGUCAUCGCCGCGCACCCCAACCAUGUCCUCAGCAGGCCGUGCUCCCAGGGCGGGGCGCGGCGGAUCCUGAUAGUCGCGCCGGACUCGGAGCUCAAGCGAGGGUGCUUUUAUUUCCUGGUGCCGGCAUCGUCGGUGCCGGAGAAGAAGAGGAAGCCGCCGCAGUCGCAGCCGCAGCAGAAGAAGGCACGGCCGCAGAAGACCGCGCCGAGCGCUGCUGUUGCUAAGGAGGCGAAGAAGGACGAUGGUGACAGGUACCUGGCGGAGGUGCUGUCGGAGGGCAAGGCCAGCCUGAAGCGCCGCCGGAGCGGCCGUUCCACGGUGUGGCGGCCACACCUUCAGAGCAUCCUGGAAGAGGAUGCGAAUGAUUCUUGAUGAGACCUCAAAUCUCACUCUUUCAGCCCACGUAGCUGUUUCCUCCUCAUCUCGUGUAAAUAGUCAUGGUGGUUCCGUGGUUGAGUUUUAGGUGAGAGGCAACCCCCAUUUUGCCUCUCUGAUUUUGCUCCUUCUGCUAGAUUUUUCGCUCUCAUCGGCCCGGUUAAAUUUUUGAAGUCGGUGAGAGUUAACAAAUAGGUCGUGAAGGAGAAACAAGGAUCAAUAUUUGAAACUCUCGAUGCAAGCUUACUGAAAUGGAAUCUGUGAUUUG